CGAUAACGCCGCGCACCGCAGAGGCGCAGAACAACUCAUGCCUCGACCGGGAGCCAUGGCGGCGGCGGCGGCGGCGGCGCUGCUGCCAUCCUCCUCGUCGCCGCUGCUCCGUCUCCCACGCCGCUUCCUCUCGCUCACCGCGACUCCCUACCCGCUCUACUACGAUCUCAUCGUCCACCGCCCCGCCGACCCCAAGCCCCCCAGAUCCUCCUCCGACGCCGGCGGCGACCGCCAGCCGCAGUCCGCCCCAGACGAGCAGACGCUCGACCGGGCCAAGCGCCGGUACCUCCGCAAGCGCCGCAGCCGCCUCCUCCCGGACCCGGACGCCGGCGCCAAGCCCUCCUCGUCCUCCUCGUCGGAGUUCGUCGAGCUCCGGCCGGAGGUGGUGGACUUCCCGCGGCUCCACGCGCGCGAGGAGGCGCUCUACUUCCACGACACCUUCGCCAUGCCGUGGGAGAAGGACAAGCACUACCGCAUGCUCUACCGCCUCGAGAAGAAGUACUUCCCCCACCAGUCGCUGGACAACGCAUUCGUCCCCGCCGACGCCGGGCCGACCUCCGACGCCGACAGGGGCCUCGUCUUCUUCGACGACGAGAAAAAGGAAGACGACGGAGAGGACCGGGUGGUCGAUAAGAAGGACGGCGACAACGACAAAGGGGAGGUGCUGGAGAGGAAGGUGGAAGACUUCUUCAGGUCUCUGAGGAAGGGCCCCGGCGAAGCCGAGGCGAAGGCCAAGAGACCGGCGGCAGCGCGAGCGGAGCCGCGGCAGGUGAAGCGCGAGGUGCCAAGGGAGGAGGAACGGCCGCAGCCAUAUCUCGUGACCAGGACGACGGAGCUGCCACCGAGAUGGGACGGGCCGGGCGGGACCGUCGUGCUCAUCGACAAGCCCAAAGGAUGGACUUCGUUUACUGUUUGUGGAAAGUUGCGGCGCUUAGUCAAAGUGAAAAAGGUUGGACAUGCUGGUACUCUGGACCCCAUGGCAACUGGAUUGUUGAUUGUUUGUGUAGGAAAAGCAACCAAAAUAGUCGAUUGCUACCAAGGAAUGGUUAAAGGUUAUAGCGGUGUUUUCCGACUUGGAGAAGCCACAUCAACCUGGGAUGCAGAUUCACCAGUUAUCCAGAGGGAACCAUGGGAACACAUCAAAGAUGGAGAUAUUAGAAAGGCAGCGGCAUCAUUCAAGGGUGAGAUAUGGCAAGUUCCUCCGAUGUUUUCUGCCAUUAAGGUUGGCGGUGAAAAGAUGUAUGACAAAGCAAGGAGGGGUGAAACAGUAGAGCUUUCACCAAGACGUAUAUCAAUAUACCAGUUUGACAUUGAGCGCAGUUUGGAAGACAGACAGAAUUUGAUAUUUCGAGUUACUUGCUCAAAAGGAACAUAUAUUCGGUCCCUCUGUGCAGACUUAGGGAAAGCACUUGGCAGCUGUGCUCAUUUAACUGCCUUGCGGAGAGACUCAAUCGGUUUGUAACGCUUACUUUGCAGGUGAAUACAAAGUCAAUGAUGCUUGGAACUUUGAUGAACUGGAAGAACAAAUUAACAAGGGAUAUUUAUGAGCAUUAACCAUGCCUUCUGGAAGGUGCCAGUGAGCUAGAUUACAUGGCCGCCCAUGGCACUACUAGAAAUUUAGGUCAACAUACCUUGAGUAGAUGUGUGUGUUGAAUCCUGAAAUGGGCAGCCAUCUCACUCCCAAGGCUGUCAGCGUGGAUUGGGUGGACGUGAAGAAAUGCACACUCGUUCAGUUCAUCAUCAUAGAGGAGGAACACGAAAUUGUCACAGAUACAGAAGCUUCUUUGCAUUUAUCUCAACCGUUGGCUUUCCAAACCAAACCCCAAUUCUCAAUUGAGGGGGGCACCAGAGUCUUACCUCGGAGCUGAGUCAGCUGACUAUUCAAGGGAUGGAGAGACAGUUUUUGUUUACUUGUUUAUGUUGCUUCUCUCAGUUUUUUCAUGAAAAAAAGAUUGAACAAUAGGUCUUACAUGACGGUUUGAUUUGAUAUGAUAUGUACACAUUUUCAUGAAAAGGUUGGGUUAUAUGUAUUACAAAGAUGACUUUGAUUUGAUCAUGUUCUCCAAGAUUCAUUCAA
Messenger RNA from Setaria italica (foxtail millet), 2077 nucleotides. RefSeq lists its product as uncharacterized. Gene Ontology annotation, cellular component: mitochondrion. The transcript is spliced from 9 exons. The coding region runs from base 38 to 1462 and encodes 474 amino acids. Gene Ontology annotation, biological process: mRNA pseudouridine synthesis; tRNA modification. Gene Ontology annotation, molecular function: pseudouridine synthase activity; RNA binding. The record is from RefSeq and is a predicted model, not a curated record. Lineage: Eukaryota; Viridiplantae; Streptophyta; Magnoliopsida; Poales; Poaceae.